Messenger RNA from Volvox carteri f. nagariensis, 3217 nucleotides. RefSeq lists its product as uncharacterized. Lineage: Eukaryota; Viridiplantae; Chlorophyta; Chlorophyceae; Chlamydomonadales; Volvocaceae. The record is from RefSeq and is a predicted model, not a curated record. The transcript has 16 exons. Bases 1 to 2958 code for a protein of 985 amino acids.
AUGGCGUCAAAGACGGAUAAGGACACUCCAGCGGCGCAGGACCCAUUGAAGGAGGAUCCCAGCGUCAUCGUGGACAAGGCUGAAUUCCCGGAGCCGUCUCUAUACUUCAAGGUUUUUGAAUCAGAGGAAGACGAGCCGGACUCUAAAAUCCGUUCAGAUGUCAACAAGCUUUACGAGCGCUGGAUUGAAAAGUACGGUCGCCGCUGGCCAGAGGAUGGCAUCAACACGGAGGAUCUGGUCUGGCUUGCGGAGGAGGCCAAGAAGCCCAAACGCGGGCCGCCGGCGCCGCGAGGCACGCCGGUCGAGAAAUCCGAGUAUACCGAUGAGUUCAUGCCCUUCUCCGACGACGGCGAAUCCCCCGCCGCACCAGCUGACGGCGCUUCUGGUACCAGCCGUAGGAAAUCCUCUACCGCAGCUGCCGCAGUCGGCGAUUCCGGCGGAGCCAAGCCUGCUGCAGCAGCUGCUUCAGGCGCCCCUCGCAAGCCUCGCACCAACUACGAAAAGACCGUCGCGGGCGGCAAAUGGGUCACCGACGAAUUUGAAUCCGCCGACUAUGAGGCCGGGAACCUGGAAAAGCUCUGGAACAUGUACCUUUGGGAUCGCGAGGGCAAACCCACGAUGAUGCCGGACGGCCCGCCAGCUCAGCAGGAGGGUGAGGAGAGCGAGGACUGGGACGAUUUUUACACGGCGUACCGCCCCCGCGAUAUUGACACGGAGGAAGCCCGGGAGGCGGUUUGGGCCACCGACGAGUUCGAAUCCGAUGAGGACAACACCGAGAGCGAGUGGGCACCUGAGUAUGUGGGGGCGGGUUUGGGGCUGAAGGCCGAGGACCCGCUCAAUCCGCAGUACUCUCUACGGCACAGCAACCACCCGCUGGCGCCCUUCCCUGGAGAGCCGCUCAAGUGGGCGUCGUACGUGUACCCGGACUUUACCACGUACGAGGGCCUCACUAAGCAGUCUAUCCCCCACGGCAUGGGCGUCAUGACAUUCGGUACGGGCACCGGCGCAGGACUCCCCAUGAACCUGACCAGAUAUGGAGACAAGUAUGAGGGUGAAUUCCAGGCGGGUUACGCCCACGGCCUGGGGCAGUUCACCUCGGAGCCGUACUUCUAUCUGUUGGAGAGGGGGAUCGAACCCGUGGAGGCGUACCGCCGUACGGCAGAAUCCAUCAUGCGUGACGUGGAAGUUCGUACUUGGUACCGGGGCACCAAAUUAGGAGAUGCCAAGGAGGACGAGGUGGUUGAGAUUAACGUCCUGCGGGACGAGCUGGACCAUCCGUUCGACAUCGCGGCUCGCAACUCCCUGCACGACGCCAAACUCCGGCGCUGGAAGGAAAUGACGCCGCGCGAAAAGGCUCUUGAUCGGUUGGUCGCCAUUAUCGACCGGGUUCAGUCCCGUAACCCAGGGCGGUUCGGGUCGUACUACUACGAGGAUGACAAGGGGCGCAUCAAGGCCGCGCUGGGGGAGUUUGGAACCGAUACCGACUACGACAGCAUGGACAUGCUCCAGGGUGUGGACACAGACGGCGAUCUGGGUCUGGGUUGGAACGACGCGACGGACAGCUCCGAAACCCCCCUGGAGCCGCGAACCCGAGAGCUCAUGAUCCAAGAGUCCCGGGACGACAAAUUGGAGGACGAGGCCUUCAAGGACAGCGUCCUGGGUAACGCCAUAAUCAACCCCUUCACAGGUCUCGAUCUGAAGACCUACCUGGACGGCAAGGAGCGGCACCACAACGACCUGGUGGCCACGUACCGCAACUCCAGGGAGGGGAGGAGGUUCAUGCGUAAGGCCCGGCAAGAGGCAGGGCUGCCGGACGAUGAUCUGUCCAGUUAUGUCGAGGAAGUGCCCCCGAGCCCCGGGGUGAUGAACCCCUGGGGGGGUGAGGAGAGUGAGGACGAGCGGUUGGCACGGUUGUACGACAAGGCGGGAGUCAGCAAGGGGCAGGUACAGCGGGCGGAGACGCUGCUACAGAGGUGGCAGCAGCUGCUGGCUGAGGACGAAGACAUACUCUCGUCCGCAGGGCCGUACAGGCGCCCCGAAACCAACCCCCUAGCCCCGGACGACACGGACACUGGCUUUGAGACGGACAGCGACAUGAUGGAGAUGUGCGAUAUUCCAGAGAUACUUGGCACGGUUCAGGAGGCUCGCCAGAUUGUGGAGCGGGCCCGCAUGUGGCGGUUCAAGCCGUAUGGCGAGGUGACGAUUCGAAUGGCGCAGGAUGCCAACGGCUCACCCGUCAAUCUGAUGCAGGACCCUCUUCACUACCCGCACGGUACCAAGUUCAUGGCCCCCGGUCCACUGGGUCUGGUGCACCCGGUUCCGGAGGACCCUGCACUGCGGGCGGAGAUGUCCAAGGUGGCGCACAACUACGCGGCGGUGUACCGCAUGUACAACUUCGACUGGGAUCCGGAACCAGGAACCGUUCAGUACAAGAUCGACCAGCGCAUUCGCCGGGCUCAAGAGCUGCGCGACAACGCGUUGGCUCGCUAUCUGGAGGCGGCGGAUCAGGUGUUGGACGGCGCCGGUGAGGAGGAGGAGGCGGCGGCGCAGGGCGAGGGCGACCAGCAGCUGCUCGUGGCCGCCACCGCAGCCGCAGCGCACGGGCCCCACGGCACAUCCACCACCCGCGGUGGCGCCCCUGUCCGCGGCUCAUCCAUAUUCGCUUCUAUGUCUAUAGCGGGACCGACCCUUGGGUCGGUGCGCCUGGGCCACGCGGCACGUGUCGUACUGGGGGCCUUUGCCCAGGCCGCCAAGCAGGCGGUGGUCAUUCUCGGUGAUCGUGUCGUGGUGAUUGUGGUGGAGUCGCGAAAACCUUUCGGGAUAUUCCUGAAGGACUCUUGUUCUCAGUGCUUCUACUGCUGCUUGGGGACUGUCUGCGCUUUGCUCUUGGUUGGCAGUUGGUGGGGGGUUGCGGCCGUUGGUCUUGAUGCGCACUUGGACGAGAUCAAGUGUGUGUGAUGUAAGAUCUAUGGGUAGCUGCCGGUGGAAAGCGGUAGUGACUUGCAGCAGACAUAUAAUUGUCUGGGUACCCAUAUAUGGGUAAAGGGCUGGGUGGCUGCAACACCGCCAAAGUAUAUCGGAAAGCUGCGGACUCAUUUUUGGGUAGCUAUCUACUUGGAUGAUGACGGCGCCUAGGGGAGAUUUGGGCGGGAUGUAGGGGUAUAUGGUCUAGGGGGGGUUGGGCAACGGGUUCUGCUGUUGAAGUGAGCUUCCCGCA